This is a messenger RNA of Arvicola amphibius (Eurasian water vole), 1893 nucleotides long. It is a transcript of the gene Kcnd2, whose product is annotated as potassium voltage-gated channel subfamily D member 2. The transcript has 6 exons. The record is from RefSeq and is a predicted model, not a curated record. NCBI's taxonomy places the organism in Eukaryota, Metazoa, Chordata, Mammalia, Rodentia, Cricetidae. Gene Ontology annotation, molecular function: protein binding; voltage-gated monoatomic ion channel activity involved in regulation of postsynaptic membrane potential; A-type (transient outward) potassium channel activity. Gene Ontology annotation, biological process: protein homooligomerization; potassium ion transmembrane transport. Bases 1 to 1893 code for a protein of 630 amino acids. Gene Ontology annotation, cellular component: voltage-gated potassium channel complex; membrane.
AUGGCGGCUGGUGUUGCAGCAUGGUUGCCCUUUGCCAGGGCGGCAGCCAUUGGGUGGAUGCCUGUUGCCUCGGGGCCUAUGCCAGCACCCCCAAGGCAGGAGAGAAAAAGGACUCAGGAUGCUCUAAUUGUGCUGAACGUGAGCGGCACCCGCUUCCAGACAUGGCAGGACACCCUGGAACGGUACCCAGAUACUCUUCUGGGUAGUUCUGAGAGAGACUUUUUCUACCACCCAGAGACCCAGCAGUAUUUCUUUGACCGUGACCCUGACAUCUUCCGCCACAUCCUCAAUUUCUACCGCACUGGGAAGCUUCACUAUCCCCGCCAUGAGUGCAUCUCUGCUUAUGAUGAAGAACUGGCCUUCUUUGGCCUCAUCCCAGAGAUUAUUGGCGACUGCUGUUACGAGGAGUACAAGGACCGCAGGCGGGAGAAUGCAGAGCGCCUACAGGAUGACGCUGACACUGACAACACCGGAGAGAGCUCGCUGCCCACCAUGACAGCUAGGCAGAGGGUCUGGCGGGCCUUUGAGAAUCCUCACACCAGCACCAUGGCCCUGGUGUUCUACUACGUGACUGGGUUCUUCAUUGCCGUCUCAGUCAUCGCCAAUGUGGUGGAAACAGUUCCAUGUGGGUCUAGCCCAGGCCACAUCAAAGAACUGCCUUGUGGGGAACGGUAUGCUGUGGCCUUCUUCUGCUUGGAUACCGCCUGUGUCAUGAUCUUCACCGUUGAGUACCUGCUUCGUCUGGCGGCGGCACCCAGUCGUUACCGUUUUGUGCGCAGCGUCAUGAGUAUCAUCGAUGUGGUGGCCAUCCUGCCCUAUUACAUUGGGCUGGUCAUGACAGAUAAUGAGGAUGUCAGCGGAGCCUUUGUCACACUCCGAGUCUUUCGAGUCUUCAGGAUCUUUAAGUUUUCCCGCCACUCUCAAGGCCUGCGUAUCCUGGGGUACACACUGAAGAGCUGUGCCUCCGAAUUGGGCUUCUUGCUCUUCUCUCUCACCAUGGCUAUCAUCAUUUUUGCUACGGUUAUGUUUUACGCAGAGAAGGGGUCAUCAGCCAGCAAGUUCACCAGCAUCCCUGCAGCCUUCUGGUACACCAUCGUCACCAUGACAACACUGGGGUAUGGUGACAUGGUGCCGAAAACCAUAGCAGGGAAGAUAUUUGGUUCCAUCUGCUCACUGAGUGGAGUGCUAGUCAUUGCGCUACCUGUGCCUGUGAUCGUGUCCAACUUCAGUCGGAUCUACCACCAAAACCAGCGAGCAGACAAACGAAGGGCGCAGAAGAAAGCAAGACUGGCCAGGAUCCGGGCAGCCAAAAGCGGAAGUGCAAAUGCCUACAUGCAGAGCAAACGGAACGGGCUACUCAGCAACCAACUGCAGUCUUCAGAGGACGAACCAGCCUUCGUUAGCAAAUCCGGAUCCAGUUUCGAGACCCAGCACCACCACCUGCUUCACUGCCUGGAGAAAACCACGAACCAUGAGUUUGUGGAUGAGCAAGUCUUUGAAGAAAGCUGUAUGGAGGUUGCCACGGUUAACCGUCCUUCAAGUCACAGCCCCUCCUUGUCCUCACAACAAGGGAUCACCAGCACUUGCUGCUCACGGCGACACAAAAAAACGUUCCGCAUUCCUAAUGCCAAUGUGUCGGGAAGCCAUCGAGGCAGUGUGCAGGAGCUCAGCACAAUUCAGAUCCGAUGUGUGGAGAGAACCCCGCUAUCCAACAGCCGAUCCAGCUUAAAUGCCAAAAUGGAAGAGUGCGUUAAACUAAACUGUGAACAACCUUACGUGACCACAGCAAUAAUAAGCAUCCCAACACCACCAGUAACCACGCCAGAAGGUGAUGACAGGCCAGAGUCUCCAGAGUACUCGGGAGGAAAUAUUGUCAGGGUGUCUGCUUUGUAA